This is a messenger RNA of Anopheles funestus (African malaria mosquito), 854 nucleotides long. RefSeq lists its product as uncharacterized. Gene Ontology annotation, cellular component: BLOC-1 complex. The record is from RefSeq and is a predicted model, not a curated record. The coding region runs from base 139 to 585 and encodes 148 amino acids. NCBI's taxonomy places the organism in Eukaryota, Metazoa, Arthropoda, Insecta, Diptera, Culicidae. The transcript is spliced from 4 exons.
CGCAGAAUUCAUGUCAACAUACAACCCAAAAUGUAAACAGAUCGUAGUACUCGCGAAUUCGGAACACUUUACUUCUUAUUUCCGAAACAGGAGCUAUAUCGAAGCCAAGUGCCCCGUCUACAGCUUGUCCAGUUUGGAAUGGAGUGCAAAUCACCCAACAUUGUUGCUGGAGAAGCUUCCGAAACGGAUGACGAUGAAACUGAGGUAAUAUCGAUCGAAAAAGGAAUUCCCCAUUUAUCGUCAUCCGGCACGGCACCUGCAUCGUUUACAUUCGCCAGGGAAGCAGUUGAAUCAUCGACAUCCACACCACCGCCCAUAGUGGUUUCGGAUGAGGAGAUGCAACGAAUGCACGUGCGACGUACGAUGAAUGAAAGAUGCAUAUCGCUGUUAAACGAAUUCAUCCACAACACGGUGAUAUCCGUCUCGAAGCAGCUCAAUGAGACGGACAACUUUCUCAUGAAAUCACAGAUGGUGCUCCAGAAUACGACCAUCUCGGUGAAAAAGAUGAACGACAACACGCACCAGAUGCAGAGCAAACUGCAGGACAUUCUCACGUUCAAUUUUGUACCAAAUAUUAACAUUUAAAUUAACCAGAACAAACAUGAAAACUUCAGAAAGGAAACAGACGGAUCCUACAAUGAGUGUAAGUACCGACAUGAAAGAAAGUAAAUCCGUAAACGGUUUCUUGAACGGUUGAAAAGGAUUAGUGCUUGAAAUAGUUUCGGAACUAAAAAAAACUUAAGCGUCGCUUCGCAAACGGAAGGGAUGUAAAAAAAACCCGGCACAUUACGAUCCAAAGCAAAAUGAUGAAAAAUACAAAACUGUAAUGCGUGCAAUCAGCACGAGUAUCCCUC